Molecule: messenger RNA, 967 nt
Organism: Microplitis demolitor
Lineage: Eukaryota; Metazoa; Arthropoda; Insecta; Hymenoptera; Braconidae
Gene: Rpn12
Product: 26S proteasome non-ATPase regulatory subunit 8
Exons: 3
Coding region: 51-851 (266 amino acids)
Biological process (GO): proteasome-mediated ubiquitin-dependent protein catabolic process
Cellular component (GO): nucleus; cytosol; proteasome regulatory particle
Source: RefSeq, a predicted model, not a curated record
UUUAAAUAGAGACUAGAGUACAUGAGUGUGAGUUUUGAGUAAUUAAAAAAAUGGCAGCGUUAAAGGAAAUUGUUUCUCGUUAUCAAAAUUUAAAAAAUGAAUGGUCUAAACAACCGAGUAAUUUAAACAAAUGUGGUGAAUUACUUAAUCAAUUAAAGGUCGGGUUGACGCAUUUAAUGUUUUUGCCGACUUCAAAUACCCCAGCGAAUCAAAAGGAAUUACUUAUAGCUCGUGACAUAUUGGAAAUCGGAGCGCAAUACAGUAUAGCAACUGAGGAUAUACCGUCAUUUGAACGUUACAUGUCUCAAUUAAAAUGCUACUACUUUGAUUACAAAUCAGCUUUGCCUGAAUCAGCAUACAAAUAUCAAUUACUAGGAUUAAAUUUACUAUUUUUAUUAUCACAAAAUAGAGUAGCGGAAUUUCAUACAGAGUUGGAGUUACUUCCGGUUGAUCAAAUUCAAUCAAAUGUUUACAUUCGUCAUCCAUUGAGUUUGGAACAAUGUUUGAUGGAGGGGUCAUACAACAAAAUAUUUCUCGCAAAAGGAAAUGUACCCGCGGCAUCGUACAACUUUUUCAUUGAUAUACUGCUCAAUACAGUGCGAGAUGAAAUAGGCGCGUGUAUGGAAAGCGCGUACGACAAAAUUUCGCUAAAGGACGCAGCGAGGAUGUUGAAUUUAAAUACAGAAAAGGAAACGAUGGCAUUUGGGAGUAAAAAAGGCUGGAAGGUAACUUCUGAUGGAUGCUUCAACUUUAGUACUUCACAUGAAAAGAAAUUCGAAGAGCCAAUUCCAAGUGCCGAAUUAGUAACACUUGCCAUUGAUUACGCAAGAGAACUUGAAAUGAUUGUCUGAAUAAUAAUAAUUAAACAAAAAAAAUUAAUAAUUAUUUAAUAGCUUAAAAUUUUCUAAAUAUCUUUCAUUGUCAUAAAUUUUUUUUCUUUUUGUUUAAAUAUAAACACUAAUAUUAA